This is a messenger RNA of Episyrphus balteatus (marmalade hoverfly), 3694 nucleotides long. RefSeq names its product serine/threonine-protein kinase/endoribonuclease IRE1 (gene Ire1). The record is from RefSeq and is a predicted model, not a curated record. The transcript has 9 exons. Gene Ontology annotation, cellular component: IRE1-TRAF2-ASK1 complex. NCBI's taxonomy places the organism in Eukaryota, Metazoa, Arthropoda, Insecta, Diptera, Syrphidae. Gene Ontology annotation, molecular function: ATP binding; RNA endonuclease activity; protein serine/threonine kinase activity. The coding region runs from base 187 to 3279 and encodes 1030 amino acids. Gene Ontology annotation, biological process: IRE1-mediated unfolded protein response; protein phosphorylation; mRNA processing.
AAAGAAAGAAAACCCGAAAAGAUGAAAAACAAGAGUCGUACUAGUAGGAAGUGUUACAAAUUGUGCAAACUAAAUAAAUUAUUUAUGCCAUAAAACCAUUCGCGAAUUUUUAUUCUAAAAACUUUUAUUCAAAUACUAUCCAGCAGUGAAUUAUGUUAAAAGUUUUUCCAUAGCUAAAAGACAAACAUGUUUAAACAACAAAAUAAUCUAAUAAAAAGACUAGUGUGUUUCUGGUUUUGUGUUGCAAUUGCAUCAGCUACAAAGCAGGGUUGCACCGAUGUCGCUCGAGAUGAAGAACCAUUAAUGGUCUUUUCAACAUUAGGGGGCGGAUUAACAGCCAUCGAUCCUAUUACAAGUGAAAUUCGUUGGUCAAUAUCGGAUGACCCUCCUGUGAUGUCCGAAAACCAACCAAAUGUGCCUGUAAAACAAUAUUUGCCAGAUCCUCGUGAUGGAAGCAUUUACCAACUGGGGGACAUGGGGGACCUCAGAAAGCUGCCGUAUACCAUACCCCAAUUAGUUGCUAACGCCCCGUGCCGAUCAUCUGACGGAAUACUAUAUUCGGGCAAAAAAAGCGACACCUGGUUUCUAGUCGAUCCGAAAACUGGUCGACGCGAAAAAGUCCUCGGCUUUGGAUCAAUGGAAAAACAAGAAGGUGACAGUAUUGGUUGGGCAACUUCUAGAUCUGUUUAUCUCGGGCGUACACAAUACACCGUAAUGAUGUAUGAUAGUCUUACAAGAGACAAAAAUAUCAAGCCGUGGAAUAUUACCUUUUAUGAUUACACAUCGCACUCAAUGGCACCCGAUGUGUCCAGUGAAUAUGAAUACAUACAUCUUGCCGCCACACUGAGUGGAGAAAUUUUGACACUAAAUCGUAAAAGUGGCCAAUUUUUGUGGCAGAGAACCCUGAAUAGUCCAAUAGUUAGUGCAUUUUUAUUAGGCUCGGAAGGACUACUUAGUGUUCCAUUCACAUCGGUUUCUGAUGAUGCUUUUAAUUCAAUUGUUGAAGAAUCCAAAGAUGGCAACGUGAAUGCCGUUGAGUUGUUCGAAUCCCUUUACAUUGGUGAACACUCGCAUGGUCUAUAUGCACUGCCAUCAUUGGUCGACAAAGACACGCCGAGAAUUUCAUCAAAACCACCAGUUAAAUUACUUGGUGGUCCAAAUAAACCUCUGAAGGAGCCCAACAACAAUGUUGUUUAUUUAAAAGAGCUCUUGGACAAAAAUAAAAACGCCAUCAUACUUGGACACUACGAAAUGCCCAAAAACGAUAUUAAGCUCAAAAUUUCUCCAUCUCGAAGUAAAGGUGCUGAUAGUCAACAACUGGCAACUAUUGUUGAAAUGAAUGGAAACAACAAUAACUUUGUUAUUUUCGAAUCUUCGGGUGGCAGUGAUGGAGUGAAAGGAUCUGUUGAAAUCGGCAUCCAAACAGAUCCUGAGACCGAAGGAAGUUCAACUGCUUUUAAUAAAACUAAAAAGUUGAUUUUAGUAAAUAGUGGUAGGAUUGGACAAAUGUUCAAUGACUGGUUGUUGGAUCAUCCUAGCGGAAGAGUACAUCAGAUAUUGAUUGUGCUUGUUCUGGCAAUGGUGGCUAUGUUUUGGUACACCUGCAGUACUGUUCGAGAACUUAAAAAUCAGAGCGAGAAUGGUUCCAAAACAUUGAACCGCAGUUCAGGAAGCAGUAAUGGAAGUUAUGAGGAUUUAAUUGAUCUUGGAGAUGGCGAAGUUAAAGUUGGUAAAAUAACCUUUAACCCAACUGAGGUGUUGGGUAAAGGUUGUGAAGGCACUUUUGUUUUCAAAGGACAGUUUGAGAAACGACGUGUGGCUGUAAAGCGUCUUCUGCCAGAGUGCUUUACCUUUGCUGAUCGUGAGGUGGCUUUGCUUCGUGAAAGCGAUGCUCAUGAGAAUGUCGUGCGAUAUUUCUGCACAGAGCAAGAUCGGCAAUUUAGAUAUAUUGCUGUAGAGCUUUGUGCUGCUACACUGCAGGAUUAUGCAGAAGGUGAGCGUGCAGCUGAGUUACGUGAACUUAUUGAAACUUGGGAAGUUCUGCGACAAUCUGCUGCCGGUUUGACGCAUUUACAUUCAUUGAAUAUAGUUCACAGGGAUAUUAAGCCGCAAAAUGUUUUAUUGUCACUGCCCGAUGUGAAUAAUCGUGUACGAGUUAUGAUUUCUGAUUUUGGUCUUUGUAAAAAACUUAAUUUUGGUAAAACAAGUUUCUCAAGGAGAUCAGGUGUAACUGGCACAGAAGGUUGGAUUGCUCCGGAAAUGAUGAGGGGACAAAGAACUACAACUUCUGUUGAUGUAUUCUCUUUGGGUUGUGUUUACUAUUAUGUUUUGAGUAAAGGACAUCACGCAUUUGGGGACACCAUUAAAAGACAAGGAAAUAUUUUGUCAAAUGAAUUUGAUUUGUCAAAUUUGGAAGAUAAUUCACCAGGGGAAGCUAGCAAAAUGAUUCUUGCUGAGCAGCUCAUCGCCGACAUGGUUCACAAAGAUCCACAAUUUCGUCCACCAUCUCGUUGCAUAACAAAUCACCCAGUAUUUUGGAAUGGUCACAAAAUAUUAGCGUUCCUUCAAGAUGUUAGCGAUCGAGUUGAAAAACUUCAAUUUACUGUUGAACCACUUAAAUCACUUGAAAAGAAUGGACGCUUUGUAGUACGGGAAGACUGGAAUCUCCAUUUAGAUUCAGUUAUCACAGACGAUCUGCGUAAGUACAGAGGUUACAUGGGUGCUAGUGUACGUGAUCUUCUCAGAGCAUUUCGAAAUAAGAAACAUCACUACCAUGAGCUUUCGGAAGAUGUCCAAAGCAUACUCGGCAGCAUCCCUAAUGAAUUUACAAACUACUGGAUAGAUAAAUUUCCGUAUUUGAUAUCUCAUGUUUAUCACGCGUUUAGCAUAUGCUCGAUGGAAAAUGCCUUCAAACCUUACUACCAUGCAAACUAUCAUUUUUCUCGCCCGGAUUAUUUCGAGGCAGAUGAUUCGGAGUUCAUAUCUCUACAACAAGAUCCAAAACCGUUACAAAAGAACACAUCAAGUCCUAAAAAAAUCCCAACAGACAAAUCUUCUCAACCUAAAGUAACAGGGAUUUAUAGAAAAGUUGCCUAUAAUCUUCGAAAGAACAAUAUGCCUGCAGAUGAAAUGAAUUCUGCUGUAGACGGUGCAGAUUCGAAUACAUUUGAAAAAAGAGAUGCAUUCGCGAAUUUCAGACUCCGCCGAAAUCAAAAACAACGAAAUUUCAACCGCAAUGUAAGGUGGACUCAAAACUCGGAUGCCACAAACAACGAGUAGAAACUUAAAUUUAGCACUGUUUGUGCUAUGAGAUGAUAAAUGAAUUUUUUUUCUAAAUGGUGACCGUUGCAAUACUAUUUCCCGCAUGUGUGAAAACAACACUAAAGACAUUCUUUGUUAUUUCUUGUAACACUGCACCAAAACCGUCUGUGAUAUCCUUCAAAUAUUAUUACCUAAGUGUAUUUUUUUUUUCGUGGACAUUCUAAAUUAUGUCAAAAAAUUUAACUGCAUUAUGUAUGUUUUUUUUUCUUAAGAAUUCAAACUGGGUGUAAAUAUUUGUAUUCAUAAAAAAUCUACACACAACUUGUGAAGUUUCUAAGAUUUAAUUUUUAAUUUUAAGUAUAUCACAAUUUUUUUAUAGAGUAAAUUAUUUUGUAAUUAUAUUGACAUUAAAUAAAUAUAUAGAAUUAUAUUA